CAAGCCCUGCUCUUGCUGGGAUCUUUUGCAAUACAGAUUUGCACUGUUCACGAUUGAAAAUUUGUGAUGCUGAUACAUGCAAGACUGCGACUAUUUCCAUUGGAGAGGUAGUUUGCGAUGCAAAUGCUCCCAAGUUCUGGGCUGGGGGCAUUUUUCAUUGUAAUGCCCUCUUUCAUCCGUGCUGCUUCUCUGCCCAACUCUGUCAGCCUGCCACGUUUAGAAGACCUUAUCGCGCCUGAGAGUGAGUGUCAGAAAACUUGCUUUCAGUGGAUGCUGGCAGGGAUCGAGAAAGCUCUGGCGACGGUUUCACCUGCAAGCGCUAGACCGGCGGGAGCAGAUGGUUUUUUCUAUGCAACAAGCAUUUAUGAUGAGAAUGACCGAGCCCCGGUUGUUCUUCCGUUAGUCGCAGAUAAACUUCGGUAUGUUGCUAUUGUGAGGCAAAAUCCCCCCUCCCCAUAUCGAAAAGGCACGUUUCCGAAAAUUUGUGUUGCUGAUUUGAGGUCACAAAUCACAUCUGUCUUGCAAGAAGACAAGGGCAAAAGCUUCGCCCCCAUUAUGGAGGCGAUUUGUCAUGCUGUUGGGCCUAAAGGGGGGCCGUUUGCCAUGCUGAACAACUAGACCGACACGCCCCUAGCUAGCCUGGGGAACUGGCUGCAAUGCCUUCCUGCAAUACAAAGCUGAUUUGUGUACACAAAUCCAGCAUCACAAAAUCCGUUUUGAUAUGGGGAGGGGGGUUUUUUCCUCUCAAUAGUUGCACUUCGUGUGAGUUUGGGGCAGCGAGGCGUGGACCACCCGAUCCAGGUGCUAUCGACCGUUCCAUGUAUACGUGUCUGGGAUGUGAGCUACAUUGCUUUGAGCGCGUUAUUCGACGAAGGGUUUACUAUUUAUUUUUGAAUUUGCAGAGUUUUCUACGAGCAGAAUUUGCUUGUUUGUCCCGGCGACCCUAGUUCUGAUGAUGAAAAGGGCUAUAGCAUAAAGUCAUGGUCAGUAAGGCAUCGUAAUCGUUGAUGUUUCAGUAUAAGCGCUUCUAAUUUGUUUUGCAGCACGAGCGCCACGCCGGAAAAUAUAGUUUCUUGUUUGGGCACGCGCACGGGCACCUCUGUAUACAAGUCAACGCGACCACUGUCGCCUGGCACAAGGGCGCUUCUUGCGAUUUCAUCGCGUAUUUCGUAUGCAUAUCGAAUGCAAAUAUGUCUGGUUCUGGAGAUUUGUCGUGAUGCAAGAUGAGCAGACUCUGAUGCGCUGCCAAGCAUGACAAGUUUUUCCGUGGUUCUGAGUUGCGUACACCGGCGCAUGAGAAACUGCGUGUUUGCAUGACAGGCAAGAGGAGCUCUUUGCGGCCGCGCAAUACAAAGUUCAGAGUCAUGCUAGACAUGCAUGACAAAUCUCUAUCUCGCAAUCUCCCAGACCCAGACAUAUUUGCGGUUGAUAAUGCAGCUUGGAUGACUCGUUCUAGGACCAGACACGUAUACACAUCCAUACACCAUCGUGCACGACUAUCUAACCGACCUUGACGACGAUGGGCUGUCCCUUAUGACAUGUGGAACCAAACACCUGGCCCUCGGUUUUUUUGCUAUAUUUGCUGUUUAUAAAAAUAGUUUGUCGUGUCCAAAUCAGGCACACCAAGUGACACUGGUCUGCUGGGAAACAGAUGCGCAGCUCUACUGGAUCUGUAUGAGGACGCAACUUGCUUUAAUGCGUUCUUGACGUAGCAGGUGGCCAGGGGCAGGGGCAGAACAACUUUUACUUUUUCGACGGCAUUUAUAUCAAUGUGAAUUUACAGCAUUUUGCUAUCGUCCUCCUGGCAAAAAAUGUCGUUAUUGCAUUGUUGUACAUGCUUUUCCUGCAGACGACGCAACACAGACCACGUCUCACCGACACUGAGGCUUUAAUACAUUUGAGGCUUCAACAUCUUCGUGGGCGGGUGUUCAUUAUUUUCAACUUUACAUCAUCAAGCCUUGGCGAUGAGGAUCGUGCGGUGCUCAAAAAUGAUCGCACAGCCCGAACAGGUUGGCUCAGAUUCCGUGGCGAAAGUGGGCGGGAAUUUGAGCUCAAGUACGUGGCGCGGGGAAGUUUUUGGGGUCCGCUCGAGGACGACCCCGGUCCGGGUUGGCGUAACGUUGGUUUCGUGCUCUCUGGGCCAAGACCGGUUGCGCAACAGCGGCGGUGAAUGUCGCUGCAAUUUUUCUCCGGAACAUCAAACGGGUUACUUACGGUGCACGUACAUCAAACGGUUACUUAAGUGACAAAACAGCGUUACAAAUUGAUGAUAGAAAAAUGAGAUCAACUGUCAUUCAAGGCCACAAAUUUACACUUGCAAGUGCUACCACCUAGUCACUGUAUAAUUUUUUUGUUUUUACACCGACCUGACCACUGUUUGAGCCAAUGUAGACCAUGAAAAGUGGUCUCAAAUCAGCUAUCAACCGUUAGUAGAAAUCUUCUGUACUACAAUUUUACGUUUCGAAACAGCAUGAUAAGAUCGUUCUUUCAUAUUUGUGCCAAGGGAAAAUUCUAAAAAUACCAUCAUGAUCCUAUACAAAAAUUAAAAUUUAGAAGUGAAAAACCGAAGUAAAUACACAUCAGCUUUUCUCUUUUUUAGAAUAUAGCGGUGUGUAGCCACAGUAAGUUAUUGAUUCCGUGUGAAGAAUCAAGAUAAACGUCUUUUGAGUUUUUUCCUGAUGAGUUGUUUUUUGGCAAGAAAAAGUGAGGAAAGGAAGAAAGAGACUUUUCCUUCUCAUGCUGAAAAUGCAACACAAACUGAAUUUUCCAACUCAGCUGAACAGUCUUUUGGGAAUACAU
Amoebophrya sp. A120 is the source of this 2799-nucleotide messenger RNA. The record is from the annotation of a GenBank genome assembly. NCBI's taxonomy places the organism in Eukaryota, Dinophyceae, Syndiniales, Amoebophryaceae.